Messenger RNA from Salvelinus fontinalis (brook trout), 4627 nucleotides. It is a transcript of the gene wrnip1, whose product is annotated as WRN helicase interacting protein 1. The transcript is spliced from 7 exons. Bases 1869 to 3701 code for a protein of 610 amino acids. The record is from RefSeq and is a predicted model, not a curated record. Gene Ontology annotation, molecular function: enzyme activator activity; ATP hydrolysis activity; single-stranded DNA helicase activity. Gene Ontology annotation, biological process: DNA repair; DNA-templated DNA replication; regulation of DNA repair. NCBI's taxonomy places the organism in Eukaryota, Metazoa, Chordata, Actinopteri, Salmoniformes, Salmonidae. Gene Ontology annotation, cellular component: nucleus.
UGGUUAAAUAAAGGUGAAAUAAAAAAUGUAAUAAAAACGAAUUCAAGUUUUUGCUGUCUCUGGUGAAAUUGAGGAACUGCUCUAAAAUACAUUUAUACUAUAAGCUUGUGAACCAUACCACUGGUCUUUGACUACUUAUAGAAUGCAGUAUAGUGCACAAAUUCAUUCUAUGUAACAGGUAUAUUAUUCUAUUUUGCGAUACUGCAUAAUGGUUUCUUAUCAAGUCCGAACUAAACCGUACAGCAGAGUAUGGAGUCAAACUAUUGGCUCGUUUUUCAAAGUGGAGAGAGAUGCCACCCUGUGGCUAAAACCCUGACUGCAUCUUGGUUCUGUUCUUUUUGGGGGUUGUGUUAAAGCCCCCUCUUGGUGACACAGUAGAUUGCAGCAUGCUGCAGUGAAGGGACUAUGACACUAGAUAGUACCAAUCAACCAUAAACUUCAUAGGCAUGACAAAGGAAAAGGAUGCCUUAAAUCUGCCAUAUACAUGGAGUGUAAAAAACAUUAGGAACACCUGCUCUUUCCAUAUCAUAUACUGACCAGGUUAAUCCAGGUGACAGCUAUGAUCCCUUAUUGAUGUCAAUUGUUAAAUCCACUUCAAAUCUGUGUAGAUGAAGGGGAGGAGACAGGGUGAAAGAAGGAUUUUACAAUUGAGACAUGGAUUGUGUAUGUGUGGCAUUCAGAGGGUGAAUGGGCAAGACACAAGAUUUAAGUGCCUUUGAACGGGGUAUGGUAGUAGGUGCCAGGCACACCAGUUUGAGUGUCAAGAACUGCAACACUGGUGAUUUUUCACGCUCAACAGUUUUCCAUGUGUUUCAAUAAUGGUCCACCACCCAAAGGAAAUCCAUCCAACUUGACACAACUGUGGGAAGCAUUAGAGUGAACAUGGGCUAGAAUCCCUGUGGGAUGCUUUCGACACCUUGUAGAAUCCAUGCCCCAACUAAUUGAUGCUUCUCUGAGAGCAAAAGGGGUGCAACUCAAUAUUAGGAAGGUGUUCCUCAUGUUUUGUACAGUCAGUGUAUAAUAUGCCUACCACAGGAGGUUGGUGACACCUUAAUUGGGGGGGGGGGGGGCUCCUGGUAAUGGCUGGACCAGAAUCAGUGAAAUGGUAGUAAAUAGCUGAUGCCAUUCAAAUAUCUGAUGCCAUUCCAAACAGCUGAUGCCAUUCCAAACAGAUGAUGCCAUUCCAAACAGAUGAUGCCAUUCCAAACAGAUGAUGCCAUUCCAAACAGAUGAUGCCAUUCCAAAUAGCUGGUGCCAUUCCAUUUGCUCUUUUCUAGACAUUAUUAUGAGCCACCCUGGUCUCCGCCUUCUCCAGGUAGUAGAAGAAGGCCAGCUUGGCUACGUUGUUCUGGCUUUCAGCGCGCUGGCAGACCCCAACUAUGGUGGGCCCUCUCUGUCCUCCUCUGCAGGGGGACCUCUGGUGCCUGUCUAUCAUGGCUGCUGGGCGUCUUGUCUGAGCUGAAGAGAGGAAAUACAGACAGUCACACAUGCAUGUAGGCUAUGUUACUCCUGGCAAGAGAUGUUGAUAUACAUUUGGAUAAUGGAGAAAAUGAUAAUUGAUUUAUUCCAUCUGUCACCUGUUCCAUUGCAUCUUUGUUUGUAAAACUGAAGUGGCUUAAUUGAUUUAUCGACUGUAGCCCAGAAGCCCACUAUCUGCAGACCAUAAACUACAAAUCCCAUAAUGCUUAAAAUAAGUUCUGACCCCGUCCUAGGCAGACAGAAAUGGCUCACAUGCUGCAAGUGAACACAAAUCUUAAGUGAUCUUUUUUUAUUUGUUUAACUGCUAUAAUAAAUGUAAAAGAUUAUAUUUUUAUAAAGUGUCGGUGUUAUGGUCACGUGGUGAGGUCAAGUUUAGCGGGAAAGAAAACAUGGCGAGCGAAGUAGCAGGUAGCAUUGCGGAGCCAGUACAAUGUCCCGUUUGUUUUAAGGAUUUCGCGGCGUCAGAAAUCAAUGCCCAUCUGGACAGAUGUUUGUUAAACAAUGACAGUUGUCCGACAUCAACCAGUAAAGACGAGAACGGACCACCUCUCAAGAAACCUCGCAUUUCUAGUGAAGCGUCCAGUCCAACAGUUAAUACGACAGACUCGUCGGAGGCGAGGAAAGGUACCACGCCGCACUCUCCGGUUUUCAGUAUGUUUCAGACCAACAGAAAUAAGGGUCCAGUUCAAAGUGAACGAAAUGCAUCUUUAUCGAAUAAACCGAUUGCCAGCACUGCUGUCAGUAAAGGAAUUAAACGUCAUUCACCUGACGAGAUGGAGACAGGUAAGGCGAUGGGACAGUUUGGCAUCGACCCCCCUAUAUCGAACACACUGAUAAAGACCCCGCGUGAUACAACACCUGUGCGCGCUCUGCUGAAUAUCGAUAAGCCGCUGGCGGAGAAACUGCGACCAACCACGCUAGAGGAAUAUUUCGGCCAAAACAAAGCAGUAGGAAAAGACACCCUUCUCAGGUCGCUGUUGGAUUCUCAGGAGAUACCGUCAUUGAUCCUAUGGGGACCACCAGGAUGUGGGAAGACCACCCUGGCCCACAUCAUAGCCAGCGGCAGUAAGAAGAGGGGCAUGGCCCGCUUCGUUUCUCUCUCUGCCACCAGCACAUCCACCAAUGAGGUGCGAGAGGUCAUUAAGCAGGCCCAGAAUGAGUUAAAACUGAUGAAGAGGAAGACCAUCCUCUUUAUAGAUGAGAUCCAUCGCUUCAACAAGUCACAACAGGAUACCUUCCUCCCUCAUGUGGAGUGUGGGACAGUGACUCUGAUUGGGGCAACCACGGAAAACCCUUCGUUCCAGGUGAACGCGGCUCUGCUUAGCAGGUGCAGGGUCCUGGUUCUGGACAAGCUGUCUGUGGAGGCAAUGGGGUUGAUCCUGCUCAGGGCCGUCGCUACGCUGGGGAUCAGUGUACUGGGAGAAGAUCUCAACGACCGCAUAGAUCAAGACGAGUUAGACUCAACCGAGCUUAGAUCAGAACCAAAGGUCUAUAUUGAGCAGAAGGCUCUGGACACCAUAGCCCACCUGUGUGACGGCGACGCCCGGGCGGGGCUCAACGGGCUCCAGCUGGCUGUCCAGGCCCGGGUGGGUGCAGCCCGUUCUGGCCAAUCAGGAUCUGGCAGUACCCCACAUGACAUUGUGGUGCAGGAGGAGCAUGUGAAGGAGGGCCUUCAGAGGUCCCAUAUCCUCUACGACAAAGCAGGUGAGGAGCACUAUAACUGCAUCUCAGCACUGCACAAAUCAAUGAGGGGCUCCCACGAGAACGCUUCCCUCUACUGGCUGGGCCGCAUGCUGGAGGGAGGAGAGGACCCCCUGUACGUGGCUCGCAGACUAGUCCGCUUCUCUAGUGAAGACGUGGGUAUGGCAGAUCCCUCUGCCCUUCCUCAGGCUGUAUCUGCCUUCCAGGCCUGCCAUUUCAUCGGGAUGCCAGAGUGUGAGGUGAUCUUGGCUCAGUGUGUGGUGUACCUGGCCAGGGCUCCUAAGUCGGUAGAAAUCUACAAGGCGUACGGUAACGUGAAGGCCAGUCUGAGGAACCAUAAGGGCCCCCUACCCUCUGUUCCCCUGCACCUUCGCAACGCCCCCACCAAGCUCAUGAAGGACCUGGGCUACGCUGAGGGCUACAAGUACAACCCUGCCUUCAGUGCCCCUGUGGAGCAGGACUACCUGCCUGAGGAGCUCCGGGGAAUGGACUUCUUCACCUGGAACCCCUCUGACCUUUGAGGUUGACCCAUGACAUUUGGCAUCUGAGGUCAAGGUUACUGUGAGGGUUAUAAUGCUAAAGAUCCAUUUUUGUGCUAUGAGGACCUCUGAAGAUGCUGCUGGAUCUAACACGAAUAGAACACUUAUGCAUAAGACCAAUUUUGAGUUCAAUGAUGUUAUCACUUUGUUAAAUAAAUGUAAUCUUGUAUUGUAGAUUGUUACCAUUAAGUUGAUAUAGUUUGUCCAAUAGACUGUUAUAAAUAAACAGAGGGACAGUAAUUAGCACCUUUUUUUAUAAUUCAUUUGAUCAUCUAGGACUUACACUGAGUGUACACAACAUUAGGAACACCUUCCUAAUAUUGUUGCACUCUCUUUUGCACUCAGAACAGCCUCAAUUCAUCAAGGCAUGGACUCUACAACGUGUUGAACGCAUUCCACAGGGAUGCUGGCCCUGUGAUGUUGACUUCAAUGCUUCCCACAGUUGUGUCAAAUUGUCUGGAUUUCCUUUGGGUGCUGGACCAUUCUUGAUACACACACGAAACUGUUGAGUGUGAAUAACACCUCAGCGUUGCCGUUCUUGACAGACUCAAACCGGUGCUCCUGACACCUACUACCAUACCCCGUUUAAAGACACUUAAAUCGUUUGUCUUGCUCAAAUGUCCAUCUGAAUAGCACACAUACCCAAUCUAUCAGUCUCAAUUGUCUCAAGGCUUAAAAAUCUUUAUUUCACUUGGUUCCUCCCCUAUAUCUACACUGAUUGAAGUGGAUUUAACAAGUGACAUAAAUAAGGGAUUAUAGCUUUCACCUGGUCUCACCUGGUCAGUCUGUCAUGGAAAGAGCAUGUUCCUAAUGUUUUGUACACUCGGUGUAUAUGGGAGGUUUAUUCCGUUUUCAGCCAUUGUCUGCAAAUGAAAGAUAAAUUACAUUAAAGGUAAUCUCAUGCAGUA